Molecule: messenger RNA, 1449 nt
Organism: Chara braunii
Lineage: Eukaryota; Viridiplantae; Streptophyta; Charophyceae; Charales; Characeae
Source: the annotation of a GenBank genome assembly
AGGGUACUUCCAAGAGAAUCAAUGGUCAGGGUAUGAACCAAAUAUGCCUCACGUGCAGGAAGCCGGGCCUUCACAGGGUCGAGAUGGAGAUCAACCUCAGCACGCGUCGCCAGAAAACCAAGGGCAGCAGCAGUUUCAGGGGCAAGGACACGGAUAAGGACAAAGUAGAAAUAAGAACAGGGGAAGAGGAAAUGGUCAGGGAGACUGAGGAUACGGAGGAAGAGGAAACGGGGGAUAAGGAGGAAGCUGGGGCAAUCAAAGAGCCCCUCAACAAGAAAAUUAUAACCAAACGAACUUCAACCAAAUCGGCCAAGGUUUCAAUCAAGGCUAUAACCAGGGUUAUGGCCAAGGUUAUAACCAGAACUACGGUAGGGGUUUUGGCAGAAGUGAUAGGCAGUGGAACGGUCAGGGAUUUUGAAGAGGAUGAAUUGAUUACAGUCCAGGCAGAGGAUGGCGAGGAAGUGGUAAAGCCAGAUGAGAUAGUAUUGGGAGAUGACUACGAGUUCAGUGAGGAAUUGGAGGGAGAAGAGUUUGAGCAAGGUGAAGUCUCGGAAGAUUUUCGAAAAGAGGAGUAUGACGGGUUCCACUUAGAGACGAGACUUCUUCUCUCAGGGGACAAGAGAGAAAAAGAGGGGAAGGAAAGGCGUAUAGCCAGGAAGGAAGAAGGACAGGACAAAUCUCCCGAAGAAAAGGAAGAGGAAGGAGAAGAAAAGAGAAAGCAGAAGAGAAAGGGAAAGAUGGAGGAGGCAGGACCAUCAGUGAGAGCAGAAGCAACAUCCUCCAUGGAGCCUCUAAAAGAUCAUGGGACGAGGAGGUUAACUGAGGAAGAAAGGGAGAGAAAGGAGGAUGAGAACAGGGAGUGGAGGAACCACGCCGUGAUUCACCUAAGGGAAAAUGAGCCGCCCAUGAACGCUCCCUGGAAAGUGAGGAUUGAAGAUAUAGUUUUGUCUGAGGCUGUGGCCAGCUCAAAACUAGUCUCAAAUGUGGACAGGCUAAUUAAGCUCAAUAAAAUGAUCAUAGAGGAUUGUAAGUGACUUCUUGAAGAAGAAGCUGAUGUGGUCGAAAAGUUGGGGAAAGUGGAAGAAGGAAGGAGAAGGGAAGAAAGAGAAAAGGAUUUGAAAUCCUCGAUGCAAAAACUUCAUUACAGGGUAAAGGAAAAGGAGGAGUUGCUCACGCAAGGAGUAGCCAGUGAAAUCCCUGAGAUCCUGAAAGAGAUUCUGAGGCUAAGGGCGAGAGAAGAAAAAAGGGAUUCACAACUGACUGAGUUGGGGAAGGAAGUGGAGAAUUUGAAGGGCGAAGUGGAGAAGGGAAAAAUUGAGCAGAAGAAGCUGGAGUUAAAGGUGAAAGCCCUAAAAAUCGUUCAUGAUACUAAGAGUCCGGAAAUGGAAACAGAAAGGGAGAAGCUGGAGAAGGAAGUGGAAGGGCUGAAAGUAAAAGUCAGUGAGCAAA